Trichobilharzia regenti is the source of this 3786-nucleotide messenger RNA. The record is from the annotation of a GenBank genome assembly. NCBI's taxonomy places the organism in Eukaryota, Metazoa, Platyhelminthes, Trematoda, Strigeidida, Schistosomatidae.
AUGAUGUUACCAUCAUUACUAUUAUUAAUAAUACUUUCACAAUGUAAUACAGAAAAUAAUGCAGCAUAUUCCCCAACUGCUUCUACAGAUACCUUUAAAACGCCAUCUUCUCCAGAGCUUGAUCCAGUCAAUAAGGCAAAUAACUAUGCGUCAGCGAUAACUAAAGAUGAUUCUAAAAAUGCAGUCAAUGUGUCUUAUGUUAUCUUACCGAAUCAACUGUAUUUAGGCCAAAUCAAUUUAAUUACUGUACGAAGUCGUCAACCAAGAACUCGACUCAGUAUUUCAAUGAAUUUGACUGGAUUGUCAAAACAGUUGAAGAUCAACGCGUCUACAAAUAUUGCAUAUCAAAUUCCUUUUAUCUUUCAUCGUCAUGAAUCUAUUUGGGUUAAAAUGAUAUUUAAUUUUAAUCACUGUUAUAAAAAUGAUGAAAGGCAACGAGUUGAUGAUAUGCAUGACAAUGACGAUGGUGAUGAUCAAUGUAUCAAUUAUAAAACUACUGAAGUUGUACAGUCUGUUCAGUUAAAACAAUUACCAAUUAUUAUUAUUGGUGAAACUGAUAAACCUUUGUAUAGACCUGGUGAGUCUGUAAAUUUUCGAUAUUUAGCGCUAAAUAUGAAAACUUUAUCACCGAAGUCAACUUAUACUCCAUUGCCUAAAAAAAAGCUUGUAAUCCGAAGAAAAACUCAACUUCAAUUAAUAGAUGUAAAUCGUUAUGAUUUGUCUAAAUUAGAAAAUAUAAAUUAUAAAGAAAUCUAUAUCACUGAUCCUAUGGAUAAUCGUGUUAAACAAUGGUUAAAUAUAUCGCCUAAAAAAGCUUUGCAUUUAACUUACCCGCUACUAAAUAAAACUGUUGAAGGUAAAUGGAAAGUACACGCUGUUAUCGGACGUCAUUUCAAAGAAACACUUGAGUUUACUGUGAAGCAAUAUACCCUACCAAAAUUUAUUAUGACGUUAGAAACUCCAAAAGUUUUCAGUUUUGGUUCUGAGUAUGUUCAAUAUUCAAUCUGUGCAAAGUAUACUAAUGGACCACCCCUGAAAGGUUAUGUAAAAUCAAUUCUAUGCGCUUGUUCUGAAUAUAUCUGGGAUAGUGAAUAUUCUACGGGAAAUGAUGAAAACACUGUUGAAUCACUUGUAUUAACGCGUAAAUGUCCAUCAAAUGGUUAUGAUAUAAAACUUCGGCCAUGUGUUGCACAUAAUCAAAUAUUACACACUGAUGGUUGUGCUAGUUUCAAUGUAUCUACUAAAGAAUUCGCCUUUUCUACAAAUAAAUAUUAUAAACAAAAUCAAAUCAGUAUUUUAUGCGCUGAAGUUGAAGAAGACGGUACUGGUUCUAAACUAUACAACUGUUUAAAAGGUGAUGAAAUUAAAAGGGAACAACCAAAUUUAAAGAUGGAAUUCCCGAGUGUAUAUAAAUCAAAAUUACCGAUCACUGGAAAAGUGAAAUUAAUGCAUUAUGAAAAGAGUUUGAAUUACAGUGUGAAAAUAUCUGUCUCUGAAAAGAAAUCGCAGUGUUUUUGGAAAAAUAAUGAGAAAGGUACAGAAUAUUACGUCAAUAUUAUACCAUUGAAUUCAUUGAAGGAAGGUGUCAUCCAUAUACCACCACUUCACUCUGAAAAGUCAAUAAUAAUUGAAGCUGAAUUACUGUUAAUGUUUGAAGUACAAUUACCUCUAUCACAAUUAUCCUCAGUAAAGUCAACCUCUAAAGAUGGAAGAGAAAAUUUCUCAAAACAAAUUAGUUUAGUAAAACAUGUUAAUUACCGUUUCUGGUCUGGUACACCGGGGUCAUCACAUGGCACUCCCCUAACUAAUAGUGUGAUAUUAAGAUCAUGGGAUUCAAUUAGUAAAGUUUACCUACAGUUAUGGCCAUCGAGAGAGAAAAUUUUUACAACAUGCCCUAAUACAGUAAAAUUAGUUCUGUUAUCAAACACACGUCUAUCAGAUAAAAUCAUUUUUAUAGAAUCAACGAUAAGAGGUGAACAUAUGAAGAUUGUGAUACCAGGAGUUGAUAAAAUGCUGACCGACAACAACAUCACUGAUGAUUGUAUUGAUCGUGAUGAUGAGUUAGGACAUUAUGUGUGUACAGGUAUAAAUCCAGAAGAGAUUAAAUGUUUACCAGGUUGGCAAGGUGAAAAUUGUUUAGUGCCUAUCUGUUCUUCACAGUGUAAUCCUGAAGGUGGCCUGUGUAUCAGACCUGAUGAAUGUCAGUGUAAAUCAGGAUGGAGCGGUGUCAAUUGUGAUCGGUGUAUUGAGAGUAAAAAUUGUUUAUACGGUAAAUGUGUACAUGGAAAUGAUUGUGUCUGUGGAGAUGGCUGGACUGGUUAUAACUGUGAUCGUAAAUCCCUAGUUUUCAAAAAAAUUACCAAAGAGAAUGAAUUCAAUACUAAAGGUAGUGGAGUGAAUUCAGCUGAUGAAUUGGAAGAUUCUUUCAUUCCUUCCACUACAUCAAUAAAUUCAUCACAAAUGUAUACGAAACCAGUUAGAACACUUUAUCAACGACACAUAGAGUUUACAAUAAAUGGAUCAUGGGGACCAAAAUUUACAGCUAUAAUUUAUAUUCAUAAUCAACAAGAUAAUGCAUCACCUGAGAUUAUUUCAACUCAAUUAACUGUGGAACAAAUUGAAAAUUGUACAAGUAAUGCAAUCGCACUACAAUCGAAAUCGCAUAAAAGUAGUAUAGAAUUUAGUCAAAAUAUUGCACAUCCUGGUCAGAAUAUUCAAAUGAUCAUUACUCCUCAAGGUGUGCUAUCAUCAUCAACAGCAGCAGCAGCAUCAUUGUCGAUAGAUCAAGACAAAGGUUGUUAUAAACUAACAGGAAAAAACUGCAAUUUGAAUAAAGGUCAAUUGUCAAAUGAGUUAUGCUUCGUUAGAAUCUCUGAUAAAUCACUAGAUAACUUCCAAGAUGAUAAAAAUUUAAUUAAUUUAAAAUCUUUCACUGAAAAAUUACUUGAUUAUGCUAUGCAAAGUAGAAUCCAGCCUUUUAUAGCUACUUCAACACAAGAAGCAUUCCAAGCUGCUGGUUUUCAAAUUGGUUCAACGUAUCCAGAGGCAAUGCUUGUUCAUCCUGUAAACGUCUGUCCUCAAUUUUCACAACCGAGUAUCCCAGGUGUCCUGUUCGACACUGGAAUGGGUAAUAACAACGUUGGUUCACAGUCACUUCGAUUACUAAAAAGCAUCGAUGUACCAGAAAAACCACGAUUAAGAGACUUCUUUCCUGAAGUCUGGUUGUUUCAAGUGUUACCAAUCACUGAUUUAAAUAUCAAUCAUGAAAUUGACGCAAAGGCUAAAAACAUAGAUACUAUUGAAAUCAACAAAUCAAGGGGUAUACAAUUAAAUCUUACAGUACCAGAUACUAUAACAAGUUGGAGGGCAUCAGCGUAUUGUACAACAAAAUUGAAUGGUUUAUGGAUUGGUGAAUCACAAACAGUCACUGUAAAUAAACUUUUUUAUUUGGAAAUAACACCACCCAAAGAAAUGAAACGUGGUGAAAUUUUGCACAUCCCUGUGAGUAUGUUUAUUCUGGAUACAAAGUAUUUACAAUUACCAGAAAACUCAAACUUAUCGCAAUGUUAUGAAGUCUUUGUUGAUGUACAAGUAAACAAUGAUGAAUGGUUAGUUGUCGGUACAACUAAGCAUUCUGCUUGUUUGUGUUCUGGUGACAAGACAACUUAUCUCGUUGGAUUACAGGCAAAACGCUUAGGUAAGUUGAAUAUUACUGCUGAAGCAUUGGCCAUUAAGAAUAGUCAUUCAUGUCAUUCCAUAGAAUACAAUGAACUUAAAAUGCUUUAA